ACGACCUGCUUGUUUUUAGGAUGUGCUAUUGCAAUCGCAAAAGUCCAGUCCCUCUGCUUUGGGCCGUAAGGCCAGUUAAGCAUGAAAUAAUUGAUGCCUCUGCCAUUGUUGAGGCCGCCUCACCCACUGGCCAGGGAGUGUGGGAAACCUAAUCUUGCCCUGGACUCAUGGCUUUGUAAUGCUAAUGAGCUCCUAUAAAUAGGGGAGUGGGAGCCACUCUCAGCUCAGACACUGCUUGCCCUCCUCUGAGAAGAACACUCCUCUAUCUCUCUCUCUUUCUUCCUAUCUACAAGAAUGGCUCCCGCCAUCAGCAUGGACUUUGCCAACUCAAAGCUUUCCAACAAGGAGAAACAUAAACUGAGAAAACCGGUUGUGGAGAAAAUGCGUAGAGAUCGCAUCAACACCAGCAUCGAGCAGCUCAAGGCCAUGCUGGAGAAGGAGUUCCACAAACAGGACCCCAACACUAAGCUCGAGAAAGCCGACAUCCUGGAGAUGACGGUGGUCUUCCUGAAGCAGGCGCUGCAGUCCAAAAGCUCGGUCCCCCAGCAGGCCCACAGUGACAGCUACUCCCAGUGCUGGAGGGAGACCCUGCACUUCCUCUCUCUCAACUCCAAGGUGGACACCAGUCUCCUGUCUCUCCUCAACAGAGCGAGGUGUCACUGAAACAAGGCGCCAUCACACAGAAGCCAGUCUGGAGGCCCUGGUAGACAAACUCAUUCAGACCCUCAUGUGAACCUGAUGGCUGUUGAACCAUCAUAGUGUGUAGGAGAUGUAUAUUUCCAAAUGUUUAAUGUAGCUAGUUCUGUUCAUGUUGAAUGGAAUAAGAGCUUGUGCGGUGAUGUUUCUCUUAAAGAGAAGCUAAAUGCUAAAUUAUGUACACUUCACGUUGAAGUAUUUCUUUUGGAAGAAGCUGUUUGCCUUGCAUUGAAUUGUUUAAUGCAGCGGAGGAGCUGUAGCUACUCCACAAUGGCUGGAGCAUAUAUGGAAAUCAUGUUGACAACUGAAUUGUUACUCAGAAUCAGAGUAUUAUAUAUAGUGCACUUGAACCUAUAUUUUGGUGAAUCAUUUUAUAUUGGCGACUAAAAUAACUGUCCUUGUUUUUUUCACAAUGGUGAAAACGUUUAUUUUAGACACUGUGUGUCUGCAUCUGUCACUUAAUAAAAUACUAUAUAUCUUACAUUUCCCUAA
Molecule: messenger RNA, 1188 nt
Organism: Clupea harengus (Atlantic herring)
Lineage: Eukaryota; Metazoa; Chordata; Actinopteri; Clupeiformes; Clupeidae
Product: transcription factor HES-5-like
Molecular function (GO): protein dimerization activity
Source: RefSeq, a predicted model, not a curated record